UAUAAGUAGCCCCCUACUGACAGUAAACUACUUACUCUGUGUGAACUAUGUCACAGCCCUCUUGUGUUACGACCAGAAAGAUUACCCUUUAUCGCGAUGACUUGGUUUCCGUGAGAAGAGCUUCUGACAAUGACUUUAAUCGAACUGCUGCUCCAGAUAAUUUGUUCUUCAAGUCCAGCUUAUUAUCCAAAAACCAUGCAAUUUUGUCAUACACAAACAGCAAGGUAUACAUUCAGGAUACCGAGUCGAGUUUCGGAACCGUUUUGAACAAUAAGUAUGUGAACUUCGGUUCCAAAGUGGAAAUCAAAGAUGGCGAUUCUGUUGGAUUUGUCAUAUAUAAGCCAUACAAUUUCAUCAGACAAAAGUUGGAUGAAGACGCCUAUAUCGAUAUUGACUUGGUCCCCUUGUCAGUGUUUGAUAAUCCCGAUGUGUUACUUCCAUUUGUGGUUUCGGUGCAACGUUCUAGUGAUGAGCUGUCUGUUUCAGUGGUGUUUGAACCUAUUGAGAAUACAAACAGAUCUAAGU
Molecule: messenger RNA, 525 nt
Organism: Yamadazyma tenuis ATCC 10573
Lineage: Eukaryota; Fungi; Ascomycota; Pichiomycetes; Serinales; Debaryomycetaceae
Source: RefSeq, a predicted model, not a curated record